GUCCUUUUUUUCGUCACUUGUUGCGAAAAUAACUAUUUCAUGCUUCGUCAGUGAUGUAUGAAGGGUGUUUUUGUCACUUGUGAUAGGGAGUAACUAUGGCUCAUUGAAUUCUUUCACACAAUUGAUCGUUUCUGCGUUUAUAGACAUUAGCACUUUCCAUAAAAAGUACUAUCCUCGAGACUACCCUGCCCAAAAUCGUAAAUUGGGAAUGAUUCCAUGGGAAGUGGUGGAUGGUCUAAGAAAUUUAGAUGCAUUUGGAACGGAUGUUCCGCGCGACCGCGGUGGUCAAGAUUACUUGGUCACCGAAAAUUGUUUGAGAAAUGAAUCGGAAGCGGUCGACGUAAAUGUGGUUCGCACGUUAAAUGCUCAUCGGUUGGUUACCCAAACUUUGACUGAAUGCGGUACAGAAGCGCAGAAAGCCAAAUUUCUACCUCUACUAGCUAAAGGUGACAUAUUUGGAACGGUCGCAAUCAUUGAGACGGAUUUGCCCGCAAAUGGAUUCUUAAACACUACCGCAGUAACAUCACUCAGAGGUGGUGAAUGGACUUUGAACGGCAAAAAAUCGUUUGUGAUCAACGGAAAGAGUGCAGACCUGUUUCUGGUGCUGGCUGGUACAAAAAUCUUAGAUAAAGUUGGCGACAAGGUUGAUUCGAUUACAGCAUUUUUGAUCGAAAAUGACAUGACAGUCCGAGGACCCAAAUUUAAAAUUUUUUUCAACUACAUUCUAUUCGGACUUUGA
Messenger RNA from Bradysia coprophila, 739 nucleotides. Its product is annotated as complex I assembly factor Egm, mitochondrial-like. Gene Ontology annotation, molecular function: acyl-CoA dehydrogenase activity; flavin adenine dinucleotide binding. The record is from RefSeq and is a predicted model, not a curated record. NCBI's taxonomy places the organism in Eukaryota, Metazoa, Arthropoda, Insecta, Diptera, Sciaridae.